AUGACCACCGUCUCUCCCUUCGCUCGGAGCAGCGCCUUCGAGGAGCCAAGACUCAAUGGUAGAGAACAAACAAUUGAGGAGAUGUAUAGCGUGCCGGAAAGUUUCCUCGAGAUAGAGGUCAGAAAUCCACAGACACACGGCUUUGGAAGGAAGAUGUACACUGACUACGAGAUCGUGUGCAAGACCAACAUCCCUGCGUUCAAAUUGCGACACUCCCUCGUCCGCCGACGUUAUUCUGAUUUCGAAGCCUUCCGCGAUGUCCUCGAGCGCGAGUCAACGCGUGUCAACAUUCCUCCUCUCCCCGGCAAGGUCUUCACCAACCGCUUCUCGGAUGAGGUCAUAGAGGGCAGGCGGGAGGGCCUGGAGCGCUUUUUGAGCGUCGUUGCUGGACAUCCCCUUUUGCAGACAGGAAGCAAGGUCUUGUGUGCCUUUCUGCAAGAUCCCGCUUGGGAUAAAACCCAAUGGGCUUAA
Molecule: messenger RNA, 471 nt
Organism: Heterobasidion irregulare TC 32-1
Lineage: Eukaryota; Fungi; Basidiomycota; Agaricomycetes; Russulales; Bondarzewiaceae
Exons: 5
Coding region: 1-471 (156 amino acids)
Biological process (GO): late endosome to Golgi transport; endocytic recycling
Cellular component (GO): retromer complex; early endosome membrane
Molecular function (GO): phosphatidylinositol-3-phosphate binding
Source: RefSeq, a predicted model, not a curated record